Molecule: messenger RNA, 2470 nt
Organism: Doryrhamphus excisus (bluestripe pipefish)
Lineage: Eukaryota; Metazoa; Chordata; Actinopteri; Syngnathiformes; Syngnathidae
Source: RefSeq, a predicted model, not a curated record
GUGACAGCUAGCAAAGAGCAGAAAGCGCAAAGAAGAACCCGAACCGGAUUUAUGACGCUUUAACAACUCGCUAUUACACGGACGAUUCUGGAUUCUGGCUGACUUACUGAAGUGGACUUCCAUUCAAAAUGCGUGACCACACAGCAGUUUGGAGCCAAUGACACAAGCUGGUGAAGAUGAGUGUCGGCCACACCAGAUCAUAUGAACAUUUUGGACCUCUGAUGGAUGCUUAAAAAGUUCUCAUUAUUGACGCUGAUGUUGUGCCGAGAUGUGGCCCCCUGACCUCGGACCUCCAGACGUGCAGCUGACUCUUCCCGGCUUUGGAAGUGUCUUUGAAGAUGUGGAGGACCACCUGGGACCGUUGGCUUCAGGCGGUUUCUGCCAGUCAUCCGCCCUCUCAGGCUCAGUGCCUGCGGUGUGCUGUACACCCAGAACUUCCUUGUCUUCUCUGGACCUGCUCAGCUGUAAGACCAGCAGGUCCACCACUGACAGAACAGAGGCCAGCUUCUCCACCACGACGUAUGUGAAUCCUGAAGACUCCAAGAGGUUCACUAGCAGUUCUCACUCUACACCUCCUGUAUCCUACAGGCUCACAUCCCCAUCAUCAUCAUUCUUUCUGACGUCCUCCAUCAAUAAAACCUCUCAUCAGCAACAACUACAGGAAUAUUGCUCCAUAAAACAAGAGCCAACAGAGGACAUAUUCCAUAUGAACGACCAACAGAGGGAUCAGUUCAAAAUUGGCCCACAGCACCCAUUGGGAGACCAGCAGGACCAGCAGGACCAGCAGGACCAGCAGGACCAGCCGUGCCUUUGGUCUGACUGCAGCGCUGCAUACGGCAGCCAGGAAGAACUGGUGAGGCAUAUUGAGAAGGUCCACAUCGACCAGCGCAAGGGCGAACAGUUUGCCUGCUUCUGGGCCGGGUGCGUGCGACGCCGCAAGCCUUUUAAUGCCCGCUACAAGCUGCUCAUCCACAUGAGGGUGCACUCUGGAGAGAAACCCAACAAGUGCAUGUUCGAGGGCUGCUCCAAAGCAUUUUCCCGCCUGGAAAACCUGAAGAUCCACUUGCGGAGCCACACGGGGGAGAAACCGUACAUCUGUCAGCACCUCGGCUGCUUCAAGGCCUUCAGCAACUCCAGCGACCGCGCCAAACACCAGCGAACGCACCUGGACACGAAGCCGUAUGCCUGCCAGAUCCCGGGCUGCACCAAGCGUUACACUGACCCCAGCUCACUGCGGAAACAUGUCAAGAGUCAUUCGGCCAAAGGCGUCUGGAAGCAAGAGUCCAAGAUUCACGUAGCGGAAUCGGACCUGUCGACAGGCUCAGCUCUUCCGGUUUCAGACGACUUUGCAGGGGCGUACGCACACGGGGGCGGCUUAGACCACGUACCCUCCUCAGCAGACAGCUGCCGUCACAGCGCGGAGGGAAGCUUCCACGCCGUAACAACGCUAACGUGCUCAACUUGUGUACAGGCGGGGUGCACGCUGUUUCCCAUGGCGGCUGACCCUUUGGACUCCAGGGACAACGCCCAAGUGCCAGACGCCCGCCACAGUCGUCAGCAGCAGCAAGCGUUGCAAUGUGCACCAUUUGGAGUGACUAAAGCAUCUCAGCCAAUCAACGAAGGAGGAUUUGAUGCCACUUAUUUCCCACAAGCCUCUACAGCACCCCCUGCAGUGUUGGACUUGAUGCACGAUCUCCACAACGUGUGGGGCUAUGCCCCGCCUCCAGACACAGACUUCCUGUUCCAGAUGGGAGGUGUGGAUCGUUGUCUGAGUCUCAUCGACGCCAUCUACUUGGACUCGUGACUGUAAUGUAGACACGAAAGGCGUACAUAAGGCCGUAUAACCAUUUGGUGCAAUAGGAGUCAAGGGUUAUAAUUACUGUAAAGAAAUUAUUUCAAAGUCAUAAUAAUAUAUAAUAACUCACGAAUGGUAAUGGUUUAAUUUCAUUUGAACAUGCAUCAGAUUACAAUUGAGUGCAUCCCAUAAUCAGUUCACAGUUCCACAUGUGCAAAAGGAGUCGGAAGAAGCAAAGCUUAUUAAAUCCUACCCCUCCAUCUGGUACUUUUACAAUCACUAACUGUUACAUUUGUUCACUUCCUGCUUUCCAUAAUACAAUUUAAGGUUUUUUUUUUUUAAUAAUGUACCUUGUACUUUGAAGGGUUAAUAGUAGACAGAAACAUAAUUCAAUUUAGAGUACAGAAGUCCCAAUAAUACGUUGUUUGGCCUCCAUAACUUGAUUGCACAUUUUGAUAUGCUAAAGGUUGUUCUCGCACACAAUAACUUUUAUAUAGUGUAAUACCAGAGAAGAAUUUUUGGUCCAGAACAAAUGUCACUUUAUUCAGUAUUGAGGUAUUUCUUGCUACUUCAUGUUGUAUAUUUUAAUGCAAGAGUUCCACCUCAUAUUAUCAUCCAUUAUGACCCCCCCUAGAAUGUAUUUUCAUUUAUCAAAUAGCAAUAUUUGACUUAGGU